CUUCAGGGGGCGUAAGGGGGAGGGCACUAUCAAGCCGGGGGCCGGCCGGUGAGAGAACGUCGCUGGAGGAUUGGUUGGGCUCUGCAGGGCAUCCCAACGUCACAUACUAUUGGCCCAGGGCUCGGAGACGUGAGCGUCGAUUGGCAGAACGGCAGAGACCAGAUGGGCGAUGAUUGGGCUCAUUCGCCAUCGGCGCGGCAGCCGACGAGGAAGGUGGGAGGGGCGUUGCUGAGGGUGAUUGGGGGCGAGAGCGAGGCUGCGGAGCAGGCGAGAGGAGACGGCGGGAGCUAGAGAGGGCGCAGCGCUAGGGUGGCCGCGCGAGGGGAGCUGCGACCCGGGCCCGGGCCCGGGGGCUGCGAGACGGCUGAGGCGGCCCAGGGUCUUGCCGCCGUCAUGACUGAGGAGUCAGAGGAAACAGUCCUAUAUAUUGAGCACCGCUAUGUCUGCUCUGAGUGCAACCAGCUGUAUGGAUCCCUGGAGGAGGUGCUCAUGCAUCAGAACUCCCACGUGCCCCAGCAGCACUUUGAGCUGGUGGGUGUGGCCGACCCUGGAGUCACUGUGGCCACAGAGGCAGCUUCUGGCACGGGCCUCUAUCAGACCCUAGUGCAGGAGAGCCAGUACCAGUGCCUGGAGUGUGGGCAGCUGCUGAUGUCACCCAGCCAGCUCCUGGAACACCAGGAGCUGCACCUGAAGAUGAUGGCGCCCCAGGAGGCAGCGCCAGCUGAGCCACCACCCAAGGUGCCCCCCCUGAGCGCCAGUACCAUCCACUAUGAGUGUGUGGAUUGCAAGGCUCUCUUCGCCAGCCAGGAGCUCUGGCUGAACCACCGACAGACGCACCUCAGGGCCACUCCCACCAAGCCUCCAGCUCCAGUUGUCCUGGGAUCCCCAGUUGUCUUGGGGUCCCCCGUGGGCCAGGCCCGCGUGGCUGUGGAGCACUCAUACCGCAAGGCGGAAGAGGGUGGGGAAGGGGCGGCUGUCCCCUCUGCCGCUGCCACCACCGAGGUGGUGACUGAGGUGGAGCUGCUCCUCUACAAGUGUUCUGAGUGCUCGCAGCUCUUUCAGCUGCCAGGCGACUUCCUGGAGCAUCAGGCCACCCACUUCCCGGCUCCCGCCCCAGAGUCUGAGGAGCCUGCCUUGCAGCAGGAGACUCUGACCCCGUCACCUGCAGAGGUACCUGUGUCUCAGCCUGACCCCCUGCCAUCCUCUGACCACAGUUAUGAGCUGCGCAACGGUGAAGCCAUUGGACGCGAUCGCCGGGGGCGCAGGGCACGGAGGAACAACAGUGGAGAGCCAGGUGGGGCAGCCACCCAGGAGCUCUUCUGCUCAGCCUGUGACCAGCUCUUUCUUUCACCUCACCAGCUGCAGCAGCACCUGCGGAGUCACCGGGAGGGUGUCUUUAAGUGCCCCCUGUGCAGUCGUGUCUUCCCCAGCCCUUCCAGUCUGGACCAGCACCUUGGAGACCACAGCAGCGAGUCUCAUUUCCUGUGCGUGGACUGUGGCCUGGCCUUUGGCACAGAGGCCCUCCUCCUGGCCCACCGGCGAGCCCACACCCCAAAUCCUCUGCAUUCGUGUCCAUGUGGAAAGACCUUUGUCAACCUCACCAAGUUCCUUUAUCACCGGCGUACCCAUGGGGUUGGGGGUGUCCCCCUGCCCACAACACCAGUCCCACCGGAGGAGCCUGUCAUUGGCUUCCCUGAGCCGGCCCCAGCAGAGACUGGAGAGCCAGAGGCCCCGGAGCCCCCCGCUGCUGAGGAGAGCCCAGCAGGGCCCGCUGCCCCAGGAACCUACCGCUGCCUCCUGUGCAGCCGCGAAUUUGGCAAGGCGUUGCAACUGACACGGCACCAGCGUUUUGUGCACCGGCUGGAACGGCGCCAUAAGUGUAGCAUCUGCGGCAAGAUGUUCAAGAAGAAGUCUCAUGUGCGUAAUCACCUGCGCACACACACAGGUGAACGGCCCUUCCCCUGCCCGGACUGCUCCAAGCCCUUCAACUCGCCCGCCAACCUGGCCCGCCACCGGCUCACGCACACAGGGGAGCGGCCCUACCGGUGUGGGGACUGUGGCAAGGCAUUCACACAGAGCUCCACCCUGAGGCAGCACCGCCUGGUGCAUGCCCAGCACUUCCCCUACCGCUGCCAGGAGUGCGGAGUGCGUUUUCACCGCCCCUACCGCCUGCUCAUGCACCGCUACCACCACACGGGCGAGUACCCCUACAAGUGUCGCGAGUGUCCCCGCUCCUUCUUGCUCCGCCGGCUGCUGGAGGUUCACCAGCUCGUGGCCCAUGCUGGGCGCCAGCCCCACCGCUGCUCAUCCUGUGGUGCUGCCUUCCCUUCCUCACUGCGGCUGCAUGAGCACCGCUGUGCAGCUGCCGCUGCCCAGGCCCCACGGCGCUUCGAGUGUGGCACCUGCGGCAAGAAAGUAGGCUCGGCUGCUCGGCUGCAGGCCCACGAGGCAGCCCACGCAGCUGCUGGCCCUGGGGAGGUCCUGGCUAAGGAGCCUCCGGCCCCUCGGGCCCCACGGGCUGCUCGCACACCAGUGGCCUCCCCAACGACCCUUGGAGGCAUGGCCCCUGCAGCCCCUGCGGCCCCUGCCCGACGCCGUGGCCUGGAGUGCAGCGAAUGCAAGAAGCUGUUCAGCACGGAAACGUCACUGCAGGUACACCGGCGCAUCCACACAGGCGAGCGGCCAUACCCGUGUCCAGACUGUGGCAAGGCCUUCCGUCAGAGUACCCACCUGAAGGACCACCGCCGCCUGCACACAGGUGAGCGGCCGUUCGCCUGUGAAGUGUGUGGUAAAGCCUUUGCCAUCUCCAUGCGCCUGGCAGAACAUCGCCGCAUUCACACGGGCGAGCGGCCCUACUCCUGCCCCGAUUGUGGCAAGAGCUACCGCUCCUUCUCCAACCUAUGGAAGCACCGCAAGACCCACCAGCAGCAGCAUCAGGCAGCUGUGCGGCAGCAGCUGGCAGAGGCAGAGGCUGCUGUCGGCCUGGCUGUGAUGGAGACUGCAGUGGAAGCUCUGCCCCUGGUGGAGGCCAUUGAGAUCUACCCUCUGGCUGAAGCUGAGGGGGUCCAGAUCAGUGGCUGACCCUGCCUCAUGUCCCUCUUCAGCACCACCAUGCCCUCUUGCUGAAGAACUUUCUCUACCAUCCCCUUAAGUCUCUGUACAUACUGUGCCCCUUUUCCACCCCUCUCAACUGCCAUGUAAGUUCUAUAACUGGAUUUAUUCUCUCUUCCGAGGGGGGUGCUCUAGGGUCCUUGACGUGCAUAAAGGUGCCCCCCGCCCCCCCCACACACACCUGUUAGCACUGGUGGCCCCAAGGUGAAAUGGUCAAUAAAGACUGAGUUGGACAUUUA
This is a messenger RNA of Kogia breviceps (pygmy sperm whale), 3350 nucleotides long. RefSeq names its product zinc finger protein 574 (gene ZNF574). Gene Ontology annotation, cellular component: nucleoplasm; nucleus. Gene Ontology annotation, biological process: regulation of transcription by RNA polymerase II. Gene Ontology annotation, molecular function: DNA-binding transcription repressor activity, RNA polymerase II-specific; RNA polymerase II cis-regulatory region sequence-specific DNA binding. NCBI's taxonomy places the organism in Eukaryota, Metazoa, Chordata, Mammalia, Artiodactyla, Physeteridae. The record is from RefSeq and is a predicted model, not a curated record.